AGCGCUCGGCGCCCCGCCCCCUUUCGAACGCUCGCACAAGAUGGUGGCUGUCUCUGGGCGAGAGGCACUUGGAUGAGUCGCAACCAGAACCCUCCUGGUUCCAUCACGAAUGGCUUCCCUUCAUCCUCUCCCAGCUCUGGCCCUUCAGCGGAGGACUGGAGCGAGAGUUUUCUGCCGUUUGUGGACAGCCUGACAGCAAUGAUUGCGACUCGUAGGAAAAAGCUGGGCGGGAGGCCCUUGGCCGACACACGAGGGGGGACUAUCAAGGUGGACCUCCCCAAUCAGCAGAGGACGGUGGUGAAUGUCCGGCCAGGUACAACCGUCUACAACUCCUUAGAUAAGGCUCUGAAGGUGCGUGGCCUCAACCAGGACUGCUGUGUUGUCUACAAGAAAGCUGGUGAUGGACGAAAGACCAUCACAGAUUGGGAGACAGACUUAGUGAACCUGGAAGGGGCCGAGCUCUCUGUGGAAGUCCUGGAAAAUGUACCGCUUACGAUGCACAAUUUUGUCCGGAAGACCUACUUCCGCAUGGUUUUUUGUGAUUUCUGCCUUAAGUUCCUGUUCCACGGCUUCCGCUGCCAGACGUGUGGCUACAAGUUCCAUGAACAUUGCAGCAGCAGAGUGCCGACAGUCUGUGUGGACUUGGCAACGACCCACAAGCCUGUUUACAGCUACGACCCGUGGCAGUAUCCUCCACUGUGGUCAGAUAAUGCUUCCGCUGCCCUGAUCCAUGAACCUACAACCCCACAAGCCAACAGCUCGCACAAGCCGUCUCCCCUCAGCAAAGAUGCCUUCAGCUUCCCCAGCCUGUGUAGCGAUGGGCAGCUCCUGCAGCGACACCGCUCGACGUCCACUCCCAAUGUCCACAUGGUCAGCACCACCAGCCCCGUGGAGAACAGCAUCCUUGAGUUCAUAAGCAGGAGCCACAAUGCAGAGGGUGGGCUUGAACUGCCUCCUCGCACCCCACCAGCCACCCCAGUAUCCGGCAUGGCUGCUAUUUCUCCUGGCCGGCGCUCCCCGCACCCCAAAUCUCCCGGCGAGUCUCCAAGGGAUCGCAAGGCCCCUUCAGAAGACAAGAAGAAACCUAAAUCCUUGGGCUACCGGGACUCAAGCUAUUAUUGGGAGGUGUCUUCCAAAGAGGUGACCAUGCAGAAGCGGAUUGGGACCGGGUCCUUUGGUACUGUCUUCAAGGGUCGGUGGUAUGGGGAUGUGGCAAUAAAGAUCCUGAAGGUCACCAACCCCACCAGCGAGCAGGUGCAGGCCUUCAAGAAUGAGAUGCAGGUUCUCAGGAAGACGCGGCAUGUGAAUAUUUUGCUCUUCAUGGGGUUCAUGACCCACCCCAGCUUUGCCAUCAUCACCCAAUGGUGUGACGGUAGCAGCCUAUACCAGCACCUCCACGUGCAGGAGACACCCCUGGAAAUGGUGCAGCGGAUUGAUGUAGCCCGGCAAACAGCCCAGGGCAUGGACUACCUUCAUGCUAAGCACAUAAUCCACCGGGACCUCAAAUCUAACAACAUUUUCCUCCACGAAGGACUGACGGUGAAGAUUGGAGACUUUGGCCUGGCCACGGUGAAGACGCGUUGGAGUGGAUCGCAGCAGGUGGAACAGCCCGGUGGCUCCAUACUCUGGAUGUCACCUGAAGUCAUCCGGAUGCAGGAUCCUAACCCCUACAGCUUCCAGUCAGAUGUCUACUCCUAUGGAGUUGUCCUCUAUGAGCUGCUCUCUGGGAGCCUUCCCUACAGCCAUAUCAACAACCGGGACCAGAUUAUAUUCAUGGUUGGUCGAGGGUACCUGUCCCCUGAUGUCAGCAAAGUGCCCAGCAAUUGUCCCAAAGCUAUGCGCAGGUUGAUGGGCGACUGCCUGAAAUUCAAGCGUGAAGAGAGACCCCUCUUCCCUCAGAUUUUAGCUUCAAUUGAGUCUCUGCAGCACUCCUUGCCCAGGAUUGAGCGUAGUGCCUCGGAGCCCGCACUCCACCGGGUGGCCUGUGAUGAAGAAAUGACCUUCUUUGGCCUGCCGUCAGCUCAGCGGUUCCGCAGUUAAUGUGAUGCUUGUGGAACUGCUACCACAA
This is a messenger RNA of Anolis sagrei ordinatus, 2068 nucleotides long. RefSeq names its product A-Raf proto-oncogene, serine/threonine kinase (gene ARAF). The record is from RefSeq and is a predicted model, not a curated record. Gene Ontology annotation, cellular component: cytoplasm. Gene Ontology annotation, biological process: Ras protein signal transduction; protein phosphorylation. Gene Ontology annotation, molecular function: protein kinase activity; ATP binding. NCBI's taxonomy places the organism in Eukaryota, Metazoa, Chordata, Lepidosauria, Squamata, Anolidae.